This is a messenger RNA of Cyprinus carpio (common carp), 831 nucleotides long. RefSeq names its product GTPase IMAP family member 4-like. The transcript has 2 exons. The record is from RefSeq and is a predicted model, not a curated record. The annotation marks the transcript as partial. Lineage: Eukaryota; Metazoa; Chordata; Actinopteri; Cypriniformes; Cyprinidae.
AUGAACGAAAGUCUUAGGGGACUGGAACAGCUUGAGGUCACAAGAGAAGCAUCAGCUAAUAAAAGUGCUAAUGCCUGUUUCACAGAGUUUGAUGAAGAACAUGAUUCACAGGAGCUGAGGAUUGUGCUGCUGGGAGUCUCUGGAGCUGGAAAGAGUUCAACAGCAAAUGCAAUACUGGGUCGAGAGGCAUUUAAAGAGAGCAGAACCAGAGAGAGUGAGAAACAGAGAGGAAGAGUAGAAGACAGAAACAUCUCCAUCAUCGACACGCCAGGAUUCUUCAACACUCAACUGACCGAUGAAGAGAUGAAGAAUGAGAUGAUGAAGAGUAUGUGCCUCUGUUAUCCUGGUCCUCAUCUGUUCCUGCUCGUCAUCAACCUGGAGACCUUCAGAGAGGAGCAGAGGAACCUCGUGGAACAAGUUCAGGAGAACUUUGGAGAAGAAGCUUUUUUGUUCACAAUGAUGUUGUUUAUUGGACGAGAAAAGGUAUCCAAAAGAGAAUUUAAUCAAAUAAUUGAAAGUCAAGAAACACAAAGAAUCCUGAACUACUUUGAGGGAAGGUUUCAUGUGAUAAACAGCAAAAGUGAAUGUGAUUCCAGCCAGAUCAUAAAGCUCCUGAAGAGUAUUGAUGAAAUGGUGAAGAAUAAUGGAGGACAACACUACAGCAAUGAGAUCUACCUGAAGAAUCAGAGAAAACUCAGAGAGGAGGAGAGAAUGAAACAAGUAGAAAAGAGACUAAAGCAAGAAGAAGAGAGAAUGAAACAAGAGCAGGUGAGGAAAGGACACAUGGAGUUGAAGAAAAUACAGGAAGAUAGCGAGACAUGGAAGCAGAAG